This is a messenger RNA of Lolium perenne, 1391 nucleotides long. RefSeq lists its product as uncharacterized. The record is from RefSeq and is a predicted model, not a curated record. Lineage: Eukaryota; Viridiplantae; Streptophyta; Magnoliopsida; Poales; Poaceae.
UCCACCUAUUGACGUGACUGCUCGAACGAGUACGUCGCGUACUUUAGUUGUCUCUGAAGCUCAACCUGAUGGAGAUGAAACUUCGCCUCCUCAGCAAGACAUUGAGCACCCAACUCCAGUUGCGAGCCCCCGUGCCUCUUCACCAAAGAGAGCUAGGGUCGAACCAACCAAGGAGUCCACCCUGCUAAUUGGUGGUUCCACGACUCCUUCAAUGGAUGAUCCUUUGAUGAAGGAGUUUAUCCGUCUUGGUACCCAAUUCGUCGGGUACCGUGACCAUGCUAAAAAGCUUGAAGCCAAUCUUGCAGAAGCCAACAAACAUGCUGAUGCUCUUGCUCUUGAAUUGGAGCAAAGCGAAAAAGCUCGCAAGAAAGCUGAAUCAGAUGCUGUCGAUGUCGAAGUUCUUCGAAAAAGACUUCAAGACGCGGAAACUUCUUUAAGCGAAAACAUUGCUCAGCAAUCUGCUCGUGAAGAGGAAAUCCUUACUCGCUUGGAGUCGCAGAGUCGACGUUUUGUCGGUGAGUGCUUCAAACCAUUGUUAUUUCUUCGGGUGAUCAUAUUCUUCCUGGCGCACUUUUGACGAGCUUCCUUUUGCUUGUUUUAGGGAAAAUGCAUCAAGAUUUUGACUUGGAAAAUCCUGAGGGCGAUCGCCUUCUUGACGCGCUCUCCUUCCUUGAAAUUCAUGGAGACGAGGCACGCGAAGGCCUUGCUGACGCUAAAGCAGGUCUGUUGAAGCUUUUCCCCUACUUCUUCACGAAGAAAAAAGAGCCCGAGAUUUUUACUGCUCUCGCCAAGUGCUUCAAUUCUAAAGAAGAUCUUGGGCUCAAUCUGCGACAAGAAGGCCUGAAGAUUGGUGUUGAAGGCACCAUUGCCUUGGUUGCUGACAGCCAACAAGAUGUCGACUGGGCUAAAGUUGGCGAUAUAAAGGAGAUGGAGACGAAGAAGUGGCAGUCUUUGAUUAAGGCUGCCAAGCCACACUCGAAGAAAAUCCUUGCCUUCCUUGGGUGCAAGCCAACUUCAGCUCCUAGUUCAUCGAAGCCGGAGCUCAAGUAGACCACCUUACCUCUUUUUUUGUUUUGUUUUUCUUUUGAUGUUGUCGCCACAAUAGUUUUGGCGACAACUGCCCCACUAGUCCUGUAGGAGCCCUUCUUUGUAAUAGCUUUGUAAAUAUCUGACCUUAUUAAUGAAAAAGCUAUGGUGCCGAAUUAUUGAUAUCGAAGUAUUUUCUCUCUAGUUAAUUUUUGACAACUAUACUGUGGUGCCUUCCUCGGCUGCUCUGCCUGCUGCGUCUUGCUCGAAAAAGUCCUCCGCUGACGAGUUUAUUGGAGGUUCAUCGAGUGCUGCACAUAAUGAAGAUUUGGACGAACUCCGUCAACAACUGCAGUAGAUGAAAA